Messenger RNA from Sphenostylis stenocarpa, 1044 nucleotides. The record is from the annotation of a GenBank genome assembly. NCBI's taxonomy places the organism in Eukaryota, Viridiplantae, Streptophyta, Magnoliopsida, Fabales, Fabaceae.
AUGGCCACAAAACAAGCUACUUUGGUUCAUGUAGAUGAUGACUACAUUGAUAUGGAGCUAUGUUCCUCCCCAAAGUUCUUCUCAUACUCCCUUAGUUCUCCACCAUCCAAUAGAGAAUUUGAAUUCCAAAUGAGUGAGAAAGAGUCAUCAACUUCUCCAGCAGAUGACCUCUUCUACAAGGGAAAACUCCUUCCUCUUCACCUUCCCCCUCGUUUGCAAAUGGUUCAAAAGCUCAUAGAAAACUCCAAUGGGAACUUUGAGUAUGUGAAAACAGACUCAGGUUUGGAACACAGAAACUUUCCCUUCACCACUGAAUCCAACAUCUCACCUUCAGAAUCACGCCGAGUUAGCAGUGAUGUGAUCCCAAAUGAAUAUCCACUUGGGUGGUUUUCUGACAUGAACAAUCUCAUUGGUGAUCUUCCCAAGAAGUCUUGGCCCAAGAAACUGAAACAGAUGAAGCAGUUCUUGCUUGGUCAGAGACUCAAGGCAUCAAGAGCUUAUCUGAAAACUUUGUUCAACAAAUCUGGUUGCUCAGACAAAAUCUGUGCAAGUGCUGCAAGCAACAUGGGGGCAGAGAAAACACCGUUUAAGUGCAAAGAGUGUCAGAACAAGUACAUGAAGGUUGCAAGGAGAAACCCAUUUGAGAGUGUUUAUGAUAACAAGCAGCACCAGGUAACUCGUGCCGUGAUGAAGACCCUUAAAAGAGAUAUGUUUGAAGUUGAAGAUGAUUUCUGUGACCACAGAAGGUCUUUCUCUGGGGUUGGUCAUCGGCAUUGUGCCGCCAAGGCUUCAUCUUUGUCCACAUCUUCAUCCGGGUCGUCUUCUUCAUCUUCAUCUUUUUCUCUCAGCUCAGCUGGGUACUACGAUUUACAACUUUUUAAGAGGAGCAUCAGUGCAAAUUAUGAGUUGGAAAGUUCAAUUGAGGGAGCCAUUGCUCAUUGCAGACAGUCUCAGCAGCAGUGUAGUUCAAAGAAUGGUUCAGAUGAUAGCAGGAUUUGUUCUCAAUUUGCUACAAAAAUGAACUUGAUGGGAGUUAAAGAAUAG